Molecule: messenger RNA, 1818 nt
Organism: Aureobasidium melanogenum CBS 110374
Lineage: Eukaryota; Fungi; Ascomycota; Dothideomycetes; Dothideales; Saccotheciaceae
Exons: 1
Coding region: 1-1818 (605 amino acids)
Molecular function (GO): mRNA binding
Source: RefSeq, a predicted model, not a curated record
AUGGCCGAUCCACGCACCAAGAGAUACAGCCCUCCGACUUCGAGGUUGCCCACCUUGCCCAACCUUGGUAGUCUCUCUCCUAUAGGUCAAGCGAAUGGCGCAAAGACCCUAGGUGUUUUCACAAGCCCGGACACUCUUUCUCAAUUGCCAGGCCUGUCGCCCACUAUGGAAAAACGUAACAAUCACAGAAACUCGGAACCUUCAGAAUCCCAAGCCAGAUACAUGAUCCGCAUUCGACGUCUGCCACGCAAUUUUACCGAAGAUGCGCUCAGAAGCAUGCUCAUCUUUGCUACUGACCUCGACGAAGCAAAGUUUGUGCAACCAUCCGAGUCGACCAGCUUGGAGGACUCGGGUUUCAACAGCGCAGUCGCCAUCUUCCACACGGAAACCGGCGCUAUGGAAGCAAAGAAGCAUCUUCAUGGAAAAUCAAUGGACAAGGGAGUGACAACCAUGAUCGUCGAACUCAUUCCUACUUCACAAUCUGCAUACAAUGCUUCGAGACGCAACACUGUCGACGGAACAGCAUUGCGACAGCAGAACACUUCUGGUGGCUCCAGCAGCACGACUCUCUCGACAUCGGCAGAAAAUGGUCUGAGUCGUCAGUCUUCUCGCUUCACCAGCAGCUUCCAGCAGAAUCUCGGCUCUCAGGCCUCUCAAAGCAUGAACACACAGAGCAUUACUUCGCCUUUGACAUCUCCUUUGAUCUCCACUGCACAUGCUUACGAAUUCCCUGCUCCCGACAGCAGCAACCGCCUCCAAGGGCUCUUUUCUCCCCAGUCUCCGGUCGCCAACGCUUACAGUGAUCACAACCGCAUCUCGGGAAAGUCUCUCAUCAAUGACGGUAUCGACGACGAUGAAACUGGCGAGCUUCUGAAAGAUCCUGUUGGCUAUGCUCAAAACGGUCCUAAGCCCUCGUCUAGCUACAGUAGUUUUGUCCCUCAAUUUGGCAACCUUUCUCUCGAUACCAACCACAGUACCACAAAUGGACACUCUUACUCAAAUUACGUGGGCUCUCCUCCGGGUUCGAAUUUCGCUUCUCCGCAAGCCGUGCGCUCACCACCCUUGCCGACUCCUACCAGAGGCCCUGGUGGAGGCCCAAAUGGCACUUACUCGAACAGAAACCUGAAGCAUGACUAUCCUCCUGCCAAUCCUGCUGACCAGAACCCCCCUUGCAACACUUUGUACGUUGGAAAUCUGCCGAUAAACACCAGCGAGGACGAGCUGAAGUCUCUGUUUUCCAAGAGCAGAGGCUUCAAGCGACUCUGCUUCCGUACAAAACAGAACGGCCCCAUGUGUUUUGUCGAGUUCGAGGAUACUUCUUACGCAUCUCAUGCUCUUCACGAGCUGUAUGGUGUACAACUGCACAACAGUUACAAAGGAGGCAUUCGUGUCAGCUUCUCAAAGAACCCUCUGGGUGUCAGAAGCGAUAACAGAAAUCACGCGGCGAUGGGUUCUCAUCCAGGCCAAUCUGGAUUCGGCAACGGUAUGGGUGCUCCUCCGGGGUUCACUACUGCAGCAGGGCCUCCUCCUGGUCUUAUGCCUCCUGGCGUUCACGGUCAGCAAUCCCACGUGCCACCGUCCAUGCAGAACAACGCCGGUCGUGGAUAUGCCCCUCAGUACAGAGGCAUCAACCCUCAGAACUAUUCUCAGCAAGGCACAAACAACUAUUCUCAGCCUCAUCGUAGCCUCUCGUCUGGUCAGUAUGCAUAUCAACCAACAUUCGGCAGCAUGAACAGCUUCAUGGACCAUUCUCUUAACGGCAACUCUUACACCAACGGUAACGGUCAACACGCACUCAACGGACACAACGGACGAUGA